Messenger RNA from Eimeria acervulina, 2295 nucleotides. RefSeq names its product TFIIH basal transcription factor complex helicase XPB subunit, putative. Lineage: Eukaryota; Apicomplexa; Conoidasida; Eucoccidiorida; Eimeriidae. Gene Ontology annotation, molecular function: DNA binding; 3'-5' DNA helicase activity; ATP binding. Gene Ontology annotation, biological process: transcription initiation at RNA polymerase II promoter; nucleotide-excision repair. Gene Ontology annotation, cellular component: transcription factor TFIIH holo complex; transcription preinitiation complex; nucleotide-excision repair factor 3 complex. Bases 1 to 2295 code for a protein of 764 amino acids. The transcript has 12 exons. The record is from RefSeq and is a predicted model, not a curated record.
AUGAGGACGGGGAAGGGAUGGAAGCGAGCUGGCGGCGGUGCUGAGGGUUUUGCUGCAGCGAGCGCUGCGCGUAAGGGUUUAGGGUUUGGUGGUAUGAAGGGUGCAGCAGCAGGGGGAGGGUUUGCGAAGGAUGGGGCCCCCGGAGCAGCAGCAGCAGCAACAGCAGCAGGAGGGAAAUCCGCAGCAGCAGCAGCAGCAGCAGCACUUCCGGGUGUGGCUGAGGAGCGAACAAGCAGCAUGGUGCAGCAGCUAACUCGUCUCCCUCUGACAGCAGACGCUGUACAUCUGCAGCAGCGUGGAGCACGUGAUUACAGCAGUUUGCUGCUGAAGCAGCAGCACGAAGAGCGGCCUGUGUGGGUGUGCGGAGACGGCUUCUUAAUAUUAGAGUUGUUUAGAGCUACGAGCAAACAAGCAAACGAUUUUCUCGUUACUGUAGCCGAGCCUCUAUGCAGAAGCGAACUUAUUCACGAGUUCCAGGUGAAGCUGGUGCUAAACGAAAGCUGCUACUUUAUUGAAUCUUCGAGCAAAAAGGAGUUAGACCACCUGCUCUCUAACCCUAGGAUCCGCAGCGCCUCAUUGCUGCCGCAGCAGCAGCAGCAGCAGCAGCAGCUUAUGCGCUUGAUGCAGCAGCCGCAGCAGCAGCAACAACAGCAGCAGCUCGCUGGAAGCAGCGAUCUAGGCGCCGAACAGCAGCAGCAGCAGCAGCAACAGCAGCAGCAGCAAAUGCAGCAGCAGCAGGAAAAUGUGUACUUAACAAGCAGCGCCCCAACCCUAGACGCCUCGCAGCUGGCGUUUGUUCCCUCAGAGCCCGAUGCAGCAGCAGCAGAUAGCAGCAGCAGCAGCAGCAGCAAAGGUGAACAGCUUGCCGCUCCGGGAGGCAUUUCUGCUGACAAGUCAUCGCAGCAGCAGCAGCAGCAGCAGCAGAACGGGGGCAAGGCUGCCUCUGAAAGGCAGGUAUAUUCCUUUCAAGUGCGUGCAGACAAAGUCGAAGAGGUGAAGCGGACGUCUAUUGAAGUAAUGCAGAGGCCGCUGCUGAGUGAAUACGACUUCAGAAGAGACUCAAAAAACGCUAAAAUAAAUUCUUUGCUCCUCAAAUCCUCCACCAAAAUCAGAUAUUAUCAAGAAAGAGCUUUAAGAAAGAUGUUCAGCAACGGUAGAGCGCGAAGCGGCAUUAUAGUGCUUCCUUGUGGGGCUGGGAAGACUUUAACAGGGAUAACAGCUGCAUGUACACUGCAGCGCAGCACAGUUGUGUUAACAACAUCUGCUGUUGCAGUUGAACAGUGGAAGAGACAGUUUAUAGAAUACAGCAGCAUCAAUCCAGAUGUGCUGCUGUCUCUAACAGCAGAAGAUAAGCAGCAGCUCUGGAGCCCUGAUGCAGCAGGCGUCCUUAUAAGCACUUAUACUAUGUUAUCUUUUGCUGGGAAGCGAAGUGCAGCAGCAGAAAUUAUACUGCAGCAAAUUAAACAAAGAGAGUGGGGCCUCAUCAUUUUUGACGAAGUCCAAUUCGCACCCGCACCCGCAUUCAGAAAAAUCAACGAUCUCGUCAGGGCGCACUGCCGUUUAGGUUUGACUGCAACAUUAGAGGUUUGGUGUCCCAUGACAGCAGAGUUCUACCGAGAGUAUCUUCGAGUGCCUCAUGCGAAGCAGCGCAAGCUAUGGAACGAGAGCACCUUUAAUACGUUAUUUCUAUCAAAAGUUGGAGACAACGCAAUCGAUAUUCCCUGCGCCAACGUCGUCAUUCAAAUCUCAUUUAACUUUGCUUCCAGGCGUCAAGAGGCGCAGCGUUUGGGCCGCAUUCUAAGAGCGAAGCCUCGAGGAGCAGAAGAAGAAGGAGGUUUUAAUGCUUAUUUUUACUCUCUUAUCAGCAAAGACACUCUAGAGAUGGUGUAUGCAGACAAACGCCAGCAAUUCAUCAUUGAUCAGGGUUAUUCUUACCGGGUGCUGCACUGUCGGGAUUUGCCUUUGGAGCAGCAGAGUUUAGUGUAUGGAGAUAAAGAAAGACAGUUAGAAAUGCUGAGAGAUAUUUUAUUAACAGAUGAUGCUGAUAAAACUCUUGAUGAAGACGAUGAUGAAUCAGGCUACCUUCCUACAGAUACUCAGCAGCAGCAGCAGCAGCAGCAGCAGCAGCAGCUCAUGCUACAUCAGCAGCAACCAGCAGCCAGAGUCGUACAAGGAGGCUUAGCUGGCAUCUCGGGAAUAGAGUCUUCAGGGCGCCCGGCUGGGCGAGGUAGAGGGACGAAGGCGACAGCAGAGAUGCACCCUCUCUUCCGUCGUUAUCAUGGCAACAAACCCUAA